Molecule: messenger RNA, 1752 nt
Organism: Fundulus heteroclitus (mummichog)
Lineage: Eukaryota; Metazoa; Chordata; Actinopteri; Cyprinodontiformes; Fundulidae
Product: acyl-CoA-binding domain-containing protein 6
Exons: 18
Coding region: 52-1575 (507 amino acids)
Molecular function (GO): protein binding
Source: RefSeq, a predicted model, not a curated record
CUACAGUUAAUUGUGUAUCUGUGAUAUAAAUGUGUGACAGGAAGGGAGAAGAUGGCUUUAGCAAGCGGCCACUGGCUGGAGAAGGACGUGAGGGGAGAACCUCCAAGUCCCCGACAUGGCCACGCUUUAGCCGUGGCUGGGAGCGUGGCCUUUCUGUUUGGAGGAGCGUGCAGCAUCAGCCCAGAGGUCAGCCCUGUUUACUUCUCGGACUUCCACAUGCUGACAGUCACCCCCGAUGAAGUGACCUGGGAGGAGAUUCCUCAGAGCGGAGAGGUGCCAUCAGCCAGAGAGGGACACACACUGUGCGUCGUCAAAGGGAGGCUGUAUCUGUUCGGCGGCGCCUCCAGCCCUGACGCCUCUGAGUGUCUCCCGGGUGUCUACAGCUUUGACGUUGUGUCUCUGAGCUGGGAACGCCUCUCCGCCGGCGGCCCGGCUCCCACAGCUCUGCGACACAGCUCGGCUGCUGCUGGAGACAACAUCUACGUGUACGGAGGCGUGGUGAGGGGAGAUCCCACCGAGGACCUCCUGGUCUUCAACACAGUGUCUCUCACCUGGACACCGGUUAAAACCAGCGGAUCAUCUCCUCCUGCCCUGUGGGGUCAGAGCUUUGCUCAGGCUGGAGAUCAGCUCUUCAUGUUCGGAGGUUUUGGAGCAGGAGGGGAUUUCUCUAAGAACCUUUAUGUUCUGAACACAGAGAAGCUGCAGUGGCAGAGAUGGGAGGUGAAGGGAGAAACUCCUGCAGCUUGUAGCGGACAGACACUGACAGCACACCAUGAUAAGGAUAUUUAUCUGUUUGGAGGAAAACUCUCAAAUAAGGAUGCCACAAUGACAUCGUCCAAUGAAAUCCAUAAACUCAGUAUUGCAAAGAUGAAGUGGAAGGUUCCCCUGUAUGUAGGGAUACCUCCAGCCCGUCGACAUGGCCACGCUGCCUUCAUCCUCCACAGCCACCUGUAUGUGUUUGGAGGGAAGAACGAAGAGCAGGAUUUUAAUGACUUGAAGGUGAUGAAGCUCAUUAACCCCUCCGAGAGACAACCAGUGAUGAAGGAGAUUCUGUCAGAGAUGGGUCUUCAGGGUGUCAGCCACAGCUUCACUCCCACCAAGGUUCCCAACGUUCGCUACGAGCUGAGUGACUCGGCGCCGUCCGCCCAGCCCAGAGCAGCAGCAGCGUCUGUGCAGCAGGUGUGUGUCCACAGAGACUUCGGCGCAGUUCGAGAUCAGGCCAUGAAAAUGAUCCAGACGGCCUUCGCUCUGCUGGACCAGGAGUUCCAGAAACUGGAUCGGGAGAAGUCAGACGUUUCUAAAGCGGCUGCAGCUCUGCAACGAGACAGAGAAGCACACGAAGCUCACAGGCGACAGCAGCAGCAGGAGCUGAAGGAGAUGCUGGAGAGACAUCGCUCCCAGAACGAGGCCUGGCUCCGUGCGAGAGCUGAGGAAAACGACCGUGAGAGGAGGGAGCUCUGCAGACUACGAGAGGAGGUGCUGCAGGACCAGGAGAAGCUGAAGGAGGAGCAGAGCAGCGUCCAGAAACGCAGCGAACAUCUGUUGUCCAUCAUGCAGCAGUUCAAGGGAAUGUAGAAACGACUCAACGCCAAGUCUGAUCAAAAACUCAUCAAAAAGAGAAAUUAAAAGGAAAUUCUUUCUUUCUGGCAGGAAAAAUGUUUCUACAGUUUAUGUCAGUCUGUUGGAUUGAAUAUGAUUGUACUGGAAAAAGCCUAAAUUGAUGGAUACAUGAUAAACAUCCAGGGCUUUCUG